AUGGCGGCUCCCUGUGAGACAUUCAACGAUGAUUUGAACUUUUCUAAACUGAAAUUAGGUAUUAAUUUUGAUUUAAAAGAAAAGCAGUUGGAAGCACUGUUAUCUAUAUAUAGCGGUAAUGACACCAUAGCUUUGUUACCCACUGGAUACGGGAAAAGUGUAAUUUUUCAAGUUCUCCCGUGGUUGUUGCAAAGAAAAUUCCAUCAAGAGGAGCCGAUGAUCGUGAUUAUUUCAACACCGUUGAAUUUUAUGAAAGAUCAGGUUCAGUCGCUGUGUAGGAAAGGAGUGCCGGCAUGUUUCAUUGAUGUUUCCUCUUUUAGAGGUGGUACCUACGAUGAAGAUAACUUUGAAGAUGACGAUCAGAGUGAAGAUGACGAUCAGAGUGAAGUGCCUGUAGCAACAACUGUGAAGUUGCAGGACAUAAGAGAUGGGAAGUUUAAUUUAAUCUACGCACAUCCAGAGACAUUACUUGACAACAAAGAAGUUGGGAGAAUACUUAGGAGUGCACGAUUUAAAAAAUCUGUUUGUUGUACUUUUGUCGAUGAAGUGCACAUGAUUUCUGAAUGGGGUGUGGAUUUCAGAAAAUCAUUCAACAAACUUUGAGAACUGACAUGCAUUUAUCCUGAAAUUCCACAUUUAGCUCUGACAGCAACUGCUACAGCUUCUUCUGUUCAGUCACUGUGUACAAUUUUACAGUUUCGGAAUAUCACAAAGAUUGCAGAGAAUCCUGACAGACCAAAUAUUUAUUUGGAGGUAAGGCAGCGAUUACCAAACAUCAGAAAAUAUGAAAAGUAUGAUGAAAUUCUAAAACCUGUGUGUGCUGAAUUGAAAGAAAAGUUGCUUGACUUUCCAGUUACAAUUGUGUACUGUGACAGUUUAGAAUCUGUUGGUUACAGUUACCAGUACAUAGAUUCAGAAUUGGGUGAGCUACAGUAUGUGUCAAUAGAUUCAGAAUUGGAGCAAAUACCUGAAAACAGAAUCUUUGGCCAGUACCACAAAGAUUAUACAGAUAAAAUGAAAAAUCUUAUAAUAUCUGAGCUGCAGAAAGUGAAUCCUAAACUCUGGCUGAUAUUUGCAACAGUUGCUUUAGGUAUGGGUUUGAAUACCCCAUCUGUCUCUAGAAUUAUUCAUUUUUGGCCACCAACCACAUUAGAAAAGUACCUACAAGAAAUCGGAAGAGCUGGAAGAACUGGACAACAAGCAGAAGCAAUAAUGUACUUCAACAACAGUGAUAUUGCAGCUAACCGGAAAGGCCUGGAUCCUGUAGUUAAAAAGUAUGUUAACAAUAGCACUUAUUGCCUUCGUCUGCAUUUAAUGAACUAUUUUGGCUUCAAUGAAGUUGUGUAUAGUGGACCAACUGAAAACUGCUGUGCAAACUGAAGAAAAGCUGGAAAGUCUACAAUUGAAUGCGAUGUUGAUAACAAAGCUAAAUGUCAGUCAUUAACAUCAAGUGAAGAACACAUCUGAA
Molecule: messenger RNA, 1468 nt
Organism: Gigantopelta aegis
Lineage: Eukaryota; Metazoa; Mollusca; Gastropoda; Neomphalida; Peltospiridae
Product: Werner syndrome ATP-dependent helicase-like
Biological process (GO): telomere maintenance; double-strand break repair via homologous recombination
Cellular component (GO): chromosome; nucleus; cytoplasm
Molecular function (GO): ATP binding; nucleic acid binding; 3'-5' DNA helicase activity
Source: RefSeq, a predicted model, not a curated record